Epinephelus lanceolatus (giant grouper) is the source of this 1642-nucleotide messenger RNA. RefSeq names its product MARVEL domain containing 1 (gene marveld1). Gene Ontology annotation, molecular function: structural constituent of myelin sheath. Gene Ontology annotation, biological process: myelination. Lineage: Eukaryota; Metazoa; Chordata; Actinopteri; Perciformes; Serranidae. Gene Ontology annotation, cellular component: membrane. The record is from RefSeq and is a predicted model, not a curated record.
CAGCCCCCCAACACAGACGCUACAUUCAACGGAGGAAACGGAAAAGACGAAACAUACAAGUAGGUUUUUCAUUUCAAAACCCCGGGGCUGUGGAAAGAACAGAGAGUUCCUUUUUUUAUCCCUAAACUUGUCCACUUUUGGCUUCAUUGUCAGACCACAAACCCGGCCUUCCACCCCGUUAUUUCCACUUUUCGCCCAUCUUUUCCCCAGCUGUUUGCAGCUGGCAGAAAGCACCCGCCCUGUUCGGGAAAAAGGGACCGAGAGUGACCGGAGGAGGAGAGAGAUGCCACCCCAACCUCCCCAGCCGCAGGUGAGGAAGAAUAUCCUUAAGUUCCUCAAGAGUUUUUUGGGAAUCAUCCGGAUCCUGCAGAUUGUGUUCGGGGCCGGGCUGUGGGUUACCAUCGCCGCAAACAAAUACGAAAGAUCCAUCCACUUCGUCCUGUUCGUGGCGGUCCUCUUCUGGCUCCUCACCCUCGCCCUGUUCUUCCUCACCCUGCUGGAAAAGCAGGACCUGGUCCCGCUGCUGGGAGGGGAGCGCUGGUUGUCCACCAACCUGGCGCACGACGUGGCCGCCACCGCGCUCUACCUGCCGGCCAUAGGGAUCAUGAUCUACACGACCAAACGCAACUCGUACUGCAACCUGGAGCAGUACGAGCACCCCUGUAUGUACAAGGUCUACCUGACGGCCGCCGUGUUCGCCUGCCUGUGCUGCCUGGCUUACCUCCUGUCCCUUAUUUAUGGAGCGUGCAGGAAGUGUCGGGGAGAACAGACGGUCAUCUGAUGGGACUGAAGGGGGGGCGAUGGCGACAGGGAGGGGGGCAUGGGGUCCACAGCAAGAUGAGGAAUAGUUAACUUCACUGUAAUUUAACUCAACAGCUACUCUAAUCACAGGUUUGUCUCUUGUCUCCCCACACCAAACUUUCCACUUUGGUGGUGAGGCAGAAUCAUCCAAACAUCACUCUGUGGCCUUAUAAUCAGUGUUUUGAAGGGUUACUGACAUGAAAAUAUCCAAGCAGCUCCUGGUACAGAGGCCUAGCUACCCAGGGUGGGAGUCUGAUUGGAAAUUAGGAAGUUUAAAGCAUUGCAUCCAUUUAUGAAGACACAAAUGACAUGUGUUUGCCUCCUAGUAUUAGUUAAGUUUGUCUUCCACUAAUUCCCUCAUUAAGAAUCAUUAUAAUAUUCCUCUUAUAGUGUGGUAGCAGUAUAUUCAGCGAUAAGUUUACAGUACAAUGGCCUUAACAUUCAUUUUGUAGAUUUGGUACUGACUAACAGUCCAUCCAAAACCUCUAAAAGGAUUACUACAGUUGUUUUUACAAGGGAUUCUUUUCAUUACCUUUUUUUAAAGUAUAUAUUUUUAUGUGUGUAUGUGUUUUUGUAUGACAGCUAACUAUACUGAACAGUUACUGAAGUGUAACGGACUAAAAAAAAAAACACUCCUUUUGACCAGCUCUGUUUUUGUUAAUCAGUGCCUUCUGUCAGAAUGCUGUACACUCAACCAGGUUGUGACAACGACAACCCAACAAUAUGGAUGUGAUUGGUGCUACAUGUGUAUGCUGAACGUAACAAAAAAAAAAAAAAAAAAAAAAUCCUUGAGUGUUCAUUAUGUAAAGCCAAAGAAUAAAGAGCAGUAAGUGAGAGCCGG